AUGUAUUCAACUUCCGGCGGUAAAACUAAAAUUUCACACAUGUGAAAGUCAAAAACAAUGUCAAUAAUAAAUUCCUUGUUUCUUCCUCGCUUAUUAAGCCGUCAACUCGGCACUUUAACUCGUUUUCAUCCCACGGUCUCACUUCGCCCUAUUUUAAGACAAUCUUUAUCCCCUCAUGCAUGUGUUUUCAUACAACCCCUAUCGUGUUUGACGUCGAAACAUUCAUCAUCUCAACAAGGUUUGUUUUCUCCGGGACACCAACAGACAAGAUGGAAACCGGCACCACUUUACAGAAGAAAGAGUUCUCAGGAACAGAUGGAUCCAAGGAUCAUUUACAUGGUUUACGCUUCCAUAACCAUUGGUGCUCUACUUCUCGGCACUAUUUUGUUUUCUCGCCUGAAAAUUAUGUACAAAAAAUUUGUUCAUGAUAUUGACACUUAUUACGAUGCACCUUUCGGUCGACGACAGAAGCUGAUAAAAUACAAAGGGGUUGUCCUACCCGCAAUGUUAGAAAACGAUUUACCUAAGAUUCGAGACUUUGACGUUAGACCAGAUGACGUGUGGGUAGUGUCUUGGCCACGGUCAGGAACUACAUGGGUUCAAGAAAUUGUCUACCUCAUCCAUUCAAAUCUUGACAUUUCACAAGAAGAAGAGAAAAACAUUGAACAACGAUUCCAUUUUCUUGAAAAUAUUUAUCCUGGAUUGCCUGCCAUAGCUGCUAAGGAAUCGCCUCGACUGAUCAAAAGCCAUUUGCCCUUCCAUCUCCUUCCAGAACAGCUUUCAACAGUCAAACCAAAUAUAAUUUAUGUUGUUAGAAAUCCAAAGGAUAUUCUAAUUUCAUACUACAACUUCCUAAAAAUGUUGACACCUUUGAAAUUUGUUGGAACAUUUGAAGAAUUCUGUGAUAGAUUUACCAAAGAUAAAGUGUAUUAUUCCCCAUGGGGUAAACAUGUGAGAACUGCUGUGGAUUUGAACCAACAACAUCAUAACAUCCUCAUUGUUCAGUAUGAAGAUUUACAUAAGGAUCUUGCUGGAAAUGUGCAGCGUAUUGCCAAAUUUCUUGGUAAGGAGUUAACACCGGAACAAUUGUUGACUAUUUGCCAGAGAUGUCUGUUUAAGAAUAUGCGCCAGAAUAAAAGUGUCAACUACUCGUGGUGGGACGGCUAUGGGAUCCGAGAUCAAACCCAGACACAAUUUCUUCGGCAAGGUAAAGUUGGAGAUUGGAAGCAUUAUUUAACACCAUUUUUCAGUCGAAGAGUUGAGAAAAUGGUGAAAGAUAACUUAACAGAUGCUAACCUAAAUAUUGAAUAUGAAUUGACUGUUCCAUCAACCGUGGAGUGACAAGAUUAUAAGUUAACUACACAAGCGUACACAAUAUUGACAUCCCUUCAAGGGUGGAAUAUAUACACCAGAAAAACCAGGAAACCAGCCUUUUGAUCCUUACCAAGUAAUGUGGACUAACCAUUGUUUACCACUGGUCUAAUUUGCUGGGCAUCUGCACUACCAGAAUAAAGCAGAAUAUAAUGAAAGAUCUUGUUGAGAGUCAGUGGUAAGCAUUGAUGUUUCUUUGAAGUUUCUUGUCUCAGUUAUUAAGCAUAUAAGCAUUCUCCAUGCUUCAAAUAAUAUAACUAUUACUGCAUUUUGCAAAGACAACCUGAAGAUUUGGUGCAUCCUGAAAUUCUGUAGUUGCCAUAUAGCUACCAAUUCUAUUGUUUAUUCUCAAAGUUGUAAUACUUUUAUGGUAAAACUGUUCUCAAGUUUGAAAUAAGCCUUCUUUGAGACUCUCUUGUUCUUUUGAUAGCAGCAGUCGACAUCCUUACACCAAUCGAAAUCUUUGAGCCAAAUGGCUCUCCUUAAAACUUUCAAUUUAUGAUUAAAUCUCAAGAAUUCAAUUUCAUUGCAACACAGAUCAUACUGAAGCCAAAAAUUGGAACUUACUAGUGGAUCAUGUCAUUAGGUAAUGCUUGUUGAUCAUUCCAGUGGAUUAUUCCUGUGUUCUUCCCUCCACAGUGAGAAUGAUAAACUAUUAUAGUGUCAGGAGACAAAGUGAAAUGCGGAAGAGGCUGUGUGGUAAGAAGCUGCUUUCCAACCACAAGGUUUCAGGUUUGGUCACUGCAUGACACCUCAGGCAUAUAUAUAUAUAUAUAUAUAUAUAUAUAUAUAUGACUUUGAAAUCUCCUGCAACUCUUCUGGACGGUCUCCUUGUUUAAGUUGGUGAAUGCUGCCAUAGUCCUUGCCUUCAGUUCAUCUUUAGUGUUACAAGGAGUUUUGUUGGUCUCUUGCUCAACUGCACUCCACACAUAAUAAUCAAGGGGGCUGCAGUCUGGGGAGUUAGGUGACCAGAUGUUAAGGGUGAUGUGGUCACAGAAAUUGUCUGACAGCCAUGACUGAGUUCUCCUACUUGUGUAGCAUUGUGCAGAGUCCUGUUGCCAGACAUAGGUUCUUCCAGCAGCCACCCUCUUGACUCAGGGUAGCACUACCUCCUCCAGGCAUUUGAUGUAGGCUCCAUGUUGAGUCUAAGACCGUGUGGGAAGAUGAAUGGAGACAUAACGUCAUCAUCACUAGUGAUCACUCCAAACACCAUGAUGUUGACUAGAUGUUUGACUUUUAUCACUCUCGGUACAUGUUCUGUCCUCAGAUUGACACCCAAACACUCUGAAAUAUUUGUAUUGGAGCUUUCAGCACAAAUGCCAAGCAGUAUUACAUGUUGUUUCCAAAUUUCUGGCAGAGUGAAUUGCGUUAUGGUUCUGUUUUUCUCACAGACGGUGCCCAACUGACCCUACUACACUGUGUAGUCAACAAAAUCUAAAACAAACAAUGCGCAAAAUUAAAAAUAUAAAAUGGCAACAAUUUACCCAU
This is a messenger RNA of Octopus bimaculoides (California two-spot octopus), 2859 nucleotides long. Its product is annotated as sulfotransferase 4A1. Lineage: Eukaryota; Metazoa; Mollusca; Cephalopoda; Octopoda; Octopodidae. The record is from RefSeq and is a predicted model, not a curated record. Gene Ontology annotation, molecular function: sulfotransferase activity.